CAUAUAAGUGUAUGUAUUGUGUGUGUGCGGUACGGGUGUGGCGUUUCUUUUUGGGUCUCGCACUACAUCCUGUUCUUUACUUGGUGGCAACAGAAAAAUUCACCAAGCUCUUGAUUAAACAUUGGUUAUUGGAAGUAGAAUUAAUUGAUUGAAGAGCUAAUUAGCAAGAAUGACCGAUUCCAAAAACGAUAUUGAAAUGAAGGAUGCAGUAGCCACUCCAAACGAAUCCGAUUCAGAAAGUUUAAUUAAAGAAAUUGAGCAAUCAUUCACUUUAUUACAUAAAGCUGCUGCUAAUUUUGAUAAUCGUUAUAUUACCAAAAUUUUUAGAGAUUUAGGUCCAUUAAGACGUAAAUUGAUUCAAUAUAAAGAGGUAUUACCGGCAAUUGUUGAAAUAAGUUACCCAAAUGAUCAUCCAAGUAAAUCUUAUUUAGUUAAUUACGUGGGGAAAUCAGAUUAUGUUUCUUCAACUACUAACGAAAUGGAAAUUGAUGAUACCAAUAAAUCUAAUAGCAUAAAAGUCUUACCAGAAAUUGAUGUUUAUAUCCAUUUACUUGUUCAAGUUAAUCUUUUAGAUCAACAUGAAUUGAAAUCUUUGGAUUCUUUUAAUGAUGAAGUUAUUAACCUUUUAUCAAGUUAUAAUCGUAGAUCAUUAGAUUUUAUUCAAGCUAAAAUAUGGUUUUAUAUUAGUAGAACCAAAGAAUUAAUUAAUGAUUUAUACUCAAUACGUCCAGCUUUAUUAUCAGGUUUAAGGACAGCAACUUUGAGACAUGAUAAUGAAACAACUGCAUCAAUUAUUACUGUUUUAUUAAGAAACUAUUUGUUAUCUCAUGAUGUUAGUCAAGCAUCCAAUUUAGUUGAAAAAACUGAAUUUCCAGAAAAUGCCGGUAAUGCAUUGGUUGCUAGAUAUUACUAUUAUUUGGCUAAAAUGAAUGCUAUCCAAUUAGAUUAUUCUUCCGCUCACGAAUAUGUGAUUGCUGCCAUUCGUAAAGCUCCUCAAACUCAUUUAGCUAACGGUUUCAUUCAAGCGGCUACAAAAUUAAGUAUUGUUAUUGAAUUAUUAAUGGGAGAUAUCCCAGAAUUAAAAGUUUUCAAGAAAAAUGAAAAUGGUGGUAAUUAUGAACCUUAUUAUUAUGUUACUAAAGCAGUCAAAUUAGGUGAUUUAAAAUUAUUCGGAGAAGUUUUAAAUAAAUAUGAAUCGGUCUUUGUUAAAGAUGAUUUAUUCACUUUAGUUUCAAGAUUACGUCAAAAUGUUAUCAAAACCGGUAUUAGAAUCAUUUCCUUAUCCUACUCUAAAAUUGCUUUAAAAGAUAUUUGUAUUAAAUUACAUUUGGACUCUGAAGAAAGUACUGAAUACAUUGUUGCAAAAGCAAUCAGAGAUGGUGUAAUAGAAGCUACUAUAAAUCAUGAAUUGGGUUAUAUGAAAUCAAAAGAAUUAUUAGACGUUUAUUCAACUAAAUUACCCCAAGAUGAAUUCGAUCAAAGAAUUAAAUUCUGUUUAUCCUUACAUAAUGAUUCGGUCAAAUCAAUGAGAUAUCCUUCUGAUAAUGACAAAUCUGAUCCUAAUAAGAAUAACUUAGAAGCCAAGGAAGAAGAAAUCGAUUUAUUGAAAGCCAUAGAAGAAGGUGAUUUAGAUGAUUUCAUGGAUUAAAUCUUCCACCAUUGUAUAUUUCAUAAUAAAAGUCAAUCAAGUUG
This is a messenger RNA of Hyphopichia burtonii NRRL Y-1933, 1692 nucleotides long. It is a transcript of the gene RPN3, whose product is annotated as proteasome regulatory particle lid subunit. The transcript has a single exon. Bases 170 to 1648 code for a protein of 492 amino acids. NCBI's taxonomy places the organism in Eukaryota, Fungi, Ascomycota, Pichiomycetes, Serinales, Debaryomycetaceae. Gene Ontology annotation, cellular component: proteasome regulatory particle, lid subcomplex; proteasome complex. Gene Ontology annotation, biological process: regulation of protein catabolic process; ubiquitin-dependent protein catabolic process. The record is from RefSeq and is a predicted model, not a curated record. Gene Ontology annotation, molecular function: enzyme regulator activity.